AUGUCGUGGACCCGUGAACAAGAUUGGGCCAAGUCGUCCUGGGCUAGUUCGUCUUGGGAGAAGAAAGGAUCGUCGGGUUGGAACAACCGUGACUGGCAAAAAUCUCCUCAACAGUCUGUUCCCAGCGCCAAUGUUGCCAUCCCAUCGUCUUUUACCAGUGACUGGGAGUGUUACGACAAGAAUGCUAUUUCUGGCAAGAAGUUCUUUCGUAACAUCCAAUCCACGCCCUGGUCUACGAAAGCUGGACUGGCUGGAAAAGAUGUCGCCGAUCUUCGUGUUUCAGACCUGACGAGAAAAGGUCUUGAUGACUUCAGUCUCCGCUGUUUGUCCAAUGGAGAAUUUCAAAGCUUAGUGUUCGUGAGGUCGAUUUCAGAAGCAGUGUUUGUGACUAACCUGCUUCGUCACAUCCGGCAAGACCGUAUCGAUCUUGAUGCCGUGGCUGCAAAUAUGCACGGCCCAGCUCCGCCUGAUAAGCACAGGGAGUCUGCGAGAUUUAUGCAACCAUUGCUCGGCGAGAUUGUUUCAACAAUCAAAGCCAACUCGCCCCCUUCGGCGGAUUCAAACCAGCCAUCGCCUGAGAGUGAACAGCUUGCUCGUGCGAAGCGAAAGUUGAAGGAAGCUGGGAUUGCUCUUACUCCAGAGAAGAAGCAGGCCAAAACUGGCCCAAAGCCCACCGCUUCACCAUCACCGUCAGCUGAGCAGAUUUUGAAUGCGGAACUCCAGAAUCCGCCGAACUCUGUUCCGAGUUCCAGCUCUCCUGAUGUCGUUGAGAAAUGGCUCAAGAAGCAUCAGAGCCAGUUUCGUGGUCAAGCUGCAGCUUUUAAGAAACAUGUGGCUGAUGUUUGCUCUGUGCUGAAAGAUUCAGCUACUGAUCGACAAAGCCUGGCAGAUCUUGCUAUCAAGUACGGCUUGAAGAAAAGCCAUGCCGGCAAGAUGUCAUUCACCAAUUUGUCUUCGUUCAUUGGUGCAUGUCAGUUUGAAUCAGCUUGA
Molecule: messenger RNA, 990 nt
Organism: Symbiodinium sp. CCMP2592
Lineage: Eukaryota; Dinophyceae; Suessiales; Symbiodiniaceae
Source: the annotation of a GenBank genome assembly